AUGCCAAAACUGAAGGGUUGGCGCCAGUCACAGGCCGCAACCAGGCGACACGCUCAGCGCGAGUUCCUGAUUGUUGGUCCACAAGGCCACAGUGAUGACAUGCCUCCAGGUGUGUAACAUUUUCUUUUAAAUGUAUUAUUUUUUUCUUCAGGUCACUAUAUUAGUAACAGUUUCUUAUUCCUCUAGGAAAAAAACACAUCCUAAUCAAGUUUACUGUUUGACUUUUACAAUGAUAUAUGUCAAUGUUGUCUGUUUUAAUAGGCAUUGCCGGGACUGGUUAUCGCCAUUGCGUUAACCAGUGGCCAAUAUCUGUGUUGACUGGUCACCAACACAAAUUGGUCAUUCCUCCUGAGGAUCCUGACAAGAAGGUAUGAUACUGACAUUGUUUUUUACCCUCACAACACAUAUUUUAGCUGAUACAGUAUUUAAUGAGUACUUCUCCCUUUUCCAUCCUAGUUUGUUCUUAUUGUUGGUGACUCUCACCUGCGCCCGUUUGUUGAUGGGGUUGUGCCAUUGCCUGAAGGAAGGAUGUCGUUUGGCUUCAUGUCCACACCAGGGGUCUGUGCUGACGAACUGAGGAUUGAGAUGCUACACGCUGCUGUACCUCGCAGUCCUGACUUGGUCAUCGUCAUGGCUCCUAGCAACAACCUAACUGCCCAUGGGCCUCUUGAGAAGUCGUCAACAGAUUUUGCUAAACUUCUCUCCACUGCCGUUGGGAGGUGGUUCAAGGUGGGGCUAUGAUCUCAUUAACACAUUUUAUAGUAUCUCAAUUAGUAGUUAUGCUCUGUAAUAACUCUUGUAUUCCUUGUCCUUCUGGUGUGCUUGUGCUAUUUUUAUAGGUAAUUGUGUAUGAUUUUCCACCUCGGCUGAACCACCCUUUGGACCACCAGGAGCUCCUGCGGCAGGAAUUCCGUCGAGUCGCGGCACGUAUGGGUAAGUUUUACAACACUUUAAAUUUGCCUUCAUGACAAAAUUCUAAAUGACAAUAAUGUCAUCAUAAAACCAAUCACAUAAAACAUCUACAAAAAACACAUACAAAUUACAUGUAUCUUUUAGAAUCCAUCACAACUCUGUACAUUUUAUGGAGAAGGUGAAAGAAUACUUGUCUUUUCUGUUUUGAAUAAAAUACGCACAUCUGUACUUAUGCUUCAUUUUGUCUCACUUUACAUUAACAGGCAUUCGAUAUGUUUGUCCUGCUGCUGAUGACUUCCCCCUGAGACGCUGCAAGCUGUGGUGCAGGGAUUCUGUAAGUACAAUCCCUACUCAUCUUAUGUUUCAUAUGGACUUGUCUUCUUUGUAGGUCCAUCUCAGUGAUGACGGUGGGUCGCCUAUUCUGGGGCAGCGUCUCUGGCAGGCGGCCUACACUGAACUGGAGACAGUUGUCCCUGCAUCAGUGCUGUUGGUGCCGCACAGGCGUUUCCCCCCCCCGAGCACUGUCACACCAAAGGUGGUUGUGAGGGGGGAGGUGCCUGCAUCUCAACCAUCCAACCCCUUUGAGUGGACAGUGUGUGGAAAGGAGCGCAAGGUAAACAUACAAUUCCUGUGUGUAUACAUGUAGUACAUGUAUUUAAUACAGUAUUGUUAAUUCUCAACUUACUUAUCACAGCAGAAGCUCUCUGGCAACGGGGUGGAGGACUCUGCUCCAUGCACGCAGCAGGUUUGUCAUCCUUUAUAUGACACACCUAUCAUACAAAACCACUCUCAUCAGAGUUUCUGUGUGGAUUGCACACAUUUUCUUUGAAAAGAAACCCUCUUCUAAAGUAUUACUUUUUUUUUCCUUUCUUUUUUUCUCUCUCCUUCUCAUCCUAGUUGUCAGCAGUUGGGUUGCGGGAGUGUUUUGUGCGUCUCAACCCUCUCCAUUUCAGUGCACACCUGCUGGAUGCCAUGGAGAAGAUUUCGCCGUCCCAGCUUCCCAACCCUGUUCCACACGAUGAUGAGGUCAGUGAGAAUGUCGAACUACAGUUGCGCUUUUAUUGUUCAUUCAUAAAACGUUUUGUGUUACACAACAACAAUGCUUAUAAAAAAUAUUUUUUCAUUCAGAUGCCACCUGUGGAACCACGCAGGACUGUGGUUGCAUCUCAGAGGAUCCCUGCCAGGAAGAAGGUUUGUUUCUUCAUUAGCACACAUGGUUUAUUAAUUUGCAAGCGCACAGAACUAGGUUUGCAUCAAAACCAAGUAUAUCAUACUGAACUGAAAUAAUAACAUAGAAAUUUUACUUGGCCUUUUAUUUCAAAAGAUUUUCUUCUUUAUUCAUACACAAAUGAGAUCUUAGUAUUAUCAGUUGAUGGGUUGCAUUCAUCAAAAUGCAUCUUACCUUCAACUAUAAAAGUACACUUUUUUACAAUUUGCCCUUUGUAUCAAUGACAAUAUAUUUAUGCACAAACUUUUGUGUGCAGGGAAGGGCUUUGCGUGUGCAGAGCCCAGCUGAGCCCAAGACGACUGAGGUGCCUCCUGCUACAGAAGUCACUUCACCUGAGGUGGACUUGGACAAGGCGGCGGAGCUCCAGACGUCCCCGGGCGUGGUGACGGUGAACACUGCCACCCUGUCAGCACCCCAGCCAGAUGGAGGCACCCAGGUGGAACAGGUAAGUGCGCAUAAACAUCCUCUUUCCCCCUCUCUUGUGUUUGGUGAUUUUGAUCACUCACUUGUGCAGGUUAGCAGUGUGAAGAAAGAGGCAGUACAGUUUCUGUGCACUCAGAUUGAGGGUGAGAUGUCUGACCCAGGUCGGGUAAGACACAGUGUCCUGGGAUCAUUUCACCAGGCGAGUGAUCUUUUGAGUAAUCCCGGACAACAGUGUAUGGCAAUUGGGCUGGCCAGCGUUGCCAAACACAGUGUCAAAAGCGUUUUCUCAUGGAGUGUGGACGAUCUCGACACAGCUUUGCUCUGUGGGGAUCAACUGUACACAUAUCUGCGAGAUAACAACAAAAUCAGUGGCGAGACUGAUUUUUUGUGUUUUCCUGAUUUGCCUGCUUCACACACAAUUGAUGGCAUGGAGUUUGACUUUGAGUAUGGUGAUUACGUGUCCGGACUCAUCAACCAGACUGAUGGGUCACCCAUUGCACCUGGGUUGACAACAUUGCUGCAUGGUCUACAAAUUGUGUUCGCCGAAUAUGACACAUGCUUUUUGACAUUGCAUUGCAGCACAUGUGUUGUCAUUCGUGAGAAUGGUGUGUUCGCUGUUGUUGAUUCUCAUGCCCGAAACGCUUCGGGCCUGGUGGAUCCUAAUGGCAGAAGUGUUGUUGCGUAUUUCUAUAACUUGCAGGAACUGUAUACACAUGCAUUGACCUUGGCUGCAUCACAGCGUGUGAGCAACCAGGCUUUUGAAGUUGCCAGUGUGCAUGCAAUCCCCAGAAUGUCAACAAUUCAAAGUAUGUGUUUGCCAUCCAGCCCCAUACUAAAUCCUGACAAUGUUGUAGCAGGACUGCACAUGGAGACUGUCUAUGCAGAUGUACAGUACAGGCCAAAAGUUUGGACACACCUUCUCAUUCAAUGUCUUUUCUUUAUUUUUUUAUAUGAAUAUUUACAGUGUAGAUUAUCACUGAAGGCAUCAAAACUAUGAAUGAACACAUGUAGAAUUUUGUACUUAUAAAAAAAGUGUGAAGUAACCGAAAACAUGUUUUAUAUUCUAGUUUCUUUAAAAUAGCCAUCCUUUGGUCUUGAUGACAGAAGUACCUUGUCAGGGUUACUUCAGGCACUCUUGUGAAGUAAAAACCAUUUCAGGUGACUACCUCAUGAAGCUCAUUGAGAGAACAGCUAAAGUUUGCAGCGCUAUCAAAAAAGCAAUGGGUGGCUACUCUAUCUAAAAUAUAAAACAUGUUUUCAGUUAUUUCACACUUUUUUCUUAAGCACGAUUCCACGUGUUCAUUCAUAGUUUUGAGAAUCUACAAUUUAAAUAGUAAUGAAAACAAAGAAAAUGCAUUGAAUGAGAAGGUGUGUCCAAACUUUUGGCCUGUACUGUACAUUAGGAAGUGUCAUACUCCAAGCAGGGGUGUUCAUCCAGUACAUCAGUACACAGGAAGCAGGGCUCGAAACAUCAACGCUUUGUUUCUUCUGCUGCCAAGAGAGCAAAGACCAACAAUUUUGGUGAUGAUUUAUUCAUUGUUAAAGACACAAACAACGAGAGUGCAGAUAAUAAUGAUGUUGUGUGCAUUGAUGAUGCAAUAAGCCAGACUGACGAUGAUGUGGUGUGUGUUGGUAAUGGAGACCAACAAAAUUUAGUGUUUCACCCCCUUCAGUUAGAUAUUGCAAAAGUUUUGUGCACAACUGUAGGAAUAGAAUGUCAGAAAGUUGAUGUGGAAGGAUUUGUAGCUGGCAUAUUAGGACCUCCCUGCAGUAGCAGCCUAUUGUCAGCGACAGCAAUUGCUUCUUCAGAGCUGUGAGUCAUGUUUUGUCUGGUAGCGAGAGGUUUCACAGGAAAGUCAGGUUGGCGGUUUGUAAACGUAUUGAGUGUCAUCCUGGAUCAUAUGAGCAUAUUCUGAGACGUGAAUUUAUCUCUGUCAAAGAAUAUCUCAACAUGUCCAGAAUGCGAUAUGUGGGUAGUUGGGCCACAGAGGUGGAGAUUCAGGCUGCAGCGAAUUGUUUGGGGGUAAGCAUUUUUACCUACGAUGAUGGUCGAUGGCUUGAAUACAGCUGUCAAGGUCAACAAGUAUCAGAACAGGCAGUGUAUUUGGAGAACUGCAAUAACAUCCAUUAUGAGGCUGUUGUCUGUGUUCGACGACCUAAUGUGGACUGUGGUUGCUGUGAUUUGUGUGAAGGUGGUUUUGCACAUAGUACUGACUACGGUUUGACACAGGUGAGCAAAGCUGUGCCCUAUAACCUCAGGACAGGAUGUCAGGACUUCAAACAACAGACUCAAAAGAUUUUAAGUCCUUCAGAUAAUGAAAAAGGGUUGUCAAAAUAUCUUAAAAAGAAGUUUUUGCAAAUGAAAAUUAACUACCACAAAGACUUCUUGGUUUACAACAGACGUAACCAAAAUGUUAGGAAUAGCUAUAAGCACAAUCUGUUGUAUCAACAGAAACUCAAGGAUUUGAGUAAUGGGAAAUACUUAGAAGAUGAGGUGCACAAACAAAAUGUUAAAGACAGAAGCAAAAUAAAAUACAGGACAAACGAGAUGCACAAACAAAAUGUUAAAGACAGAAGCAAAAUUAAAUAUGACAAUGUUGAAAAGCAAAGACAAAAUGAUAAAGACCAAAGCAAAAAGAAUAUAUGGAAGAUGACAUACAUAAACAAAAAGUAA
Xyrichtys novacula (pearly razorfish) is the source of this 5237-nucleotide messenger RNA. Lineage: Eukaryota; Metazoa; Chordata; Actinopteri; Labriformes; Labridae. The record is from the annotation of a GenBank genome assembly.